Rhopalosiphum padi (bird cherry-oat aphid) is the source of this 4846-nucleotide messenger RNA. RefSeq names its product proton-coupled amino acid transporter-like protein CG1139. NCBI's taxonomy places the organism in Eukaryota, Metazoa, Arthropoda, Insecta, Hemiptera, Aphididae. The coding region runs from base 345 to 1811 and encodes 488 amino acids. Gene Ontology annotation, molecular function: amino acid transmembrane transporter activity. Gene Ontology annotation, biological process: amino acid transmembrane transport. Gene Ontology annotation, cellular component: vacuolar membrane. The transcript has 9 exons. The record is from RefSeq and is a predicted model, not a curated record.
AGUUGCUAUCAUUGUUGAGCGGACGUCGGACUGCGCAUGGAUCCAUUUUUCAAGACCACGUGUAUAAUGUAUACAUAAUAAUAUAUUGUAUGUUAAAAUUAAUACUGCGUGCACGCUGAUCCUAUGUAUUAUAUUGGUUGAAAACUCAAACGACAACGGUAACAUCAGUAAUAAAUAGUAUCAGUAACAAAAACAUCAGUAAAUUAAGUUGAACAAAUUACAACUUGUUAAACUUUAUACAUAAUCGGCAAUUCACGUAAGGUGAUCAAUCUGAGAAAAGUGACAAAUUAUCCAUACAAUCGAGAUCAGCUAAAUCCGCAGACGACGAGACUUUGUCGCUUUUAAUGAUUGAGAACGGUAAUAUGGCCAAAGAGAAAUGGAAGUCGGAUUGUGUUAAUAUUCGGUCAAAUGGGAAAAACGAACAGAUAAAAAGAGAAAAUGCCGAACACAGACUUAGCAUAUUGUCUAUAGUCUAUAAUCCAACUGCACAUCCAACAUCUUAUCUAGAUACACUGAUAAAUAUGUUGAAAGGAAACGUUGGAUGUGGAAUUUUAGCUAUGGGAGAUGCAUUUAAAAACGGAGGAUUACUUUUGUCACCAAUUUUAACAUGUAUCAUUGGAAUUAUCUGUGUUUACAAUCAACAUGUAUUAGUACAGUGUUCAAAAAGUGUUAAAGAAAAACUUAAAUUACAACAUAAUCCACAAUUUGCCGAGACAGUAGAAUUAUCUUUCCAAACUGGACCACAGCGAUUUCAAAGUUACUCAGUGUUUUUCCGGAAUAGUGUAAACAGUUUUAUAGUCAUCACUCAGUUGGGAUUUUGUUGUGUUUAUAUUCUCUUUGUAUCAAAAUCUAUUCAACAGGUGUUGAGUUGGUAUAAUAUACAAUUAGACGUGCACAUCAGUAUAUUAAUAUCAAUGGUUCCUAUAAUGAUUUCAUCGCUUAUUAGAAGUUUAAAAUUCAUUGCACGGUUGUCUGCAAUAGCAAACAUGUGUAUGCUUGUGGGUUUGGUUGUAAUUCUGUACUAUUGUACUAUUGAUCUACCACCAUUAUCUUCAAGAUCCGCUAUUGCUCAUUGGACAACAAUACCUUUAUAUUUUGGUACCAGUAUUUUUUCAUUCGAAGGAAUUAGUUUGGUCUUACCAUUAGAGCAAGAAAUGAAAAAACCAAAACAAUUUUCGUCUCCAUUCGGAGUAUUGAACGUAGGCAUGGUAAUUGUUACGAGUCUUAUAGUUCUUACCGGUUUUAUGGGGUAUUUAAGAUUUGGAGAUGCAGUGCGAGGCAGCCUUACUUUAAAUUUACCUGAAGAAUUUUUGUUAUCUAAAGUUGUAAUUUCGAGUAUGAUGUUUGGUAUUAUAUGCACUUAUACAUUGCAAUUCUACGUACCAGUUGAAAUCUUAUGGCCAAAAGUCGAGAAAAAAUUUGGCCCUUUCAGAUCACCUUUACUUUGGGAAACUGGUUUACGUGUAGUACUGGUGCUCAUUACUUUCAUCGCGGCUGACGUUAUACCACAUCUGAGCCUCUUCAUAUCGAUGAUGGGUGCCGUGGCCAGCACGUUCCUGGCGCUGAUAUUCCCGCCGCUAUGCCAUAUGGCGGUUACCAGCGCUAAUGAUGGCGGCAAUGGUUACGGCUUGUUCAGCUGGAAAUUGGUGAUGAACUGCACCACGUUGGUGUUGGGCGCGCUCGGGUUCGUUACCGGCACGUACGCGAGCGUCUACGAGAUAUUUGGCGCGUUCCAGAAAGUGGUGGUGACCGCCGCCGCGGUCACCAACAGCACCACCACUGGCAACUAUACUACACUGGAGGCGCACUGAACGUCCACACUGCACACCAGCGGCGUCGUGUGAUACAUAACGUUGUCGCGCGCGGACGUUGUCAUCGACUUUACUCGCACACUCGUGUACCCUUAUUACUAUACGAUCGUUAUACCUCGCGCACUCGUAUAAUAAUAUUAUAUAAGUAGGUAUAUAAUAUGAUAUAUGAGACGUGGCUAUUUAAUAUUUAUUAUAAAAUUUAUAAUAUUAUUUAUAUUUUAAAUUGUAAUAGUAAUUCAGGGUCGGCUGUUUUAAGCAAAAUCGUAUUAAACAAGGUUCAUAUACAAAACAAUUUUAUUUCAACGCAUGUUUUAAAACAAAAUUUGAAAAAUACACUUUUUAGUUGUAAUAAUUGAAAUAUGCGAAAAUAUGUACAAUAAAAAAUAAAUUUAAUGUGUAUUUAUAGGAGUCAGUUUAAGUUCUUUAAGAACAUAAUUAACCGAAUUUGUAAAAGGACGAUUUUUUUUUACAAUUUAUGUAUACUUGCAUAUCAUUUACAUUACACUAUAUUUAUAAAAUAUUAAUUGAUUUUAUUAAAUGUCUAAAUUACAAUAUUACCUAUAAAUUAAUUUGAAUUAAAAAACAAUCCAUGUUUAAAUCAAAUAAAACAUAAGAAAUUACGUUUUUUGACUUUUUGAAUAAAAUAUUGUUUUUUAUCCAACCCUGAAUAGAAUCGAUAGUCGUGUACGUAUUGAAUAUUAUGUAAUCAGGAUUAUUGUAAUAUAAUACUAUUUUAUAUAUUAUUAUGAUGUUGUAUAAAACCGAAAUAGCGUAGAUAUAACGUCAAAUUGUAUAUAAAAUAUAUAUUGAAUAUGAUUGGUUAUAAAAUAUUUUUCCUUCCCGUUGACCACCUCCUGUAGUACACUCUGCUUUAAGCAGUACUUAUACAAAGUAUUAUAAUAGUAAUAAUAAGUAAAUAUGGUUCCCUUAACAAUUGCAAUUCUUGAUUUUUUUCCUCUUUUUACCCUAUGUUUUUUAUAAACAGUUUUUAAGUAAUUACUCUAUUUUGUUAUUGUAUGAUGCUCACGUUUUGUUAGCAAUAAAAACUAUUUUUCAAAAAUAACUAUUGUAAUUACAUAGCAGGUGAAAAAUAUAGUCUAUACACGUUCGAAUUAUUCAAAGUUUAAGUUAUAGUUAAAAGUUAGUCAUUGCUUAUAGGUACAUAUUUAUAAAUCAAUUUUACAUAAAUUAUUAUUUUGAAUUGUAUUAUAAUAUAUUUUAUGUUAUUCAAUAGGUCUAAAACUAAAAUCAUAGUUUUAACAUUAUAAUUUAGAAAUGACUUUACAUGUGUUAUAACUUAUAAUGUAAACUAAGUUGAUUUAUUUUAUCCAUAAAUUAAUUAUCCUUUUAUAUUAUUAUAUUGUUUAGAAUUUAUAUUAUUAAGUUACAAGUUUUGAUUUACCGAAAAAAAAAUAAUAUUGUUCUGAAUUAUUAAAUGAAUCUGUUUUUUUCCUUAAAAUAUCUCGAAUUAUAAAUGUGUGCGUAUUUAAACUUAUUUAAAGGCUAAUAUUAUUUUAUAAAUUAAAAAAAAAAAAGUAAAGAAUUCGGAUGAAUACUAAAAUUACAUCAAAUAUUAUAAAUAUUAUUUUGUUUUAAUGUUGAUGGAUAAUAUGUAUAUACUAUUGAAUAUUUAGCAAUGUACUCGUAAAUAAAUUCAAGAUUAAAUUGAUGGGGAAAAUUGUAUAUAUUAAUUAAUUUAAAUCAAAAUUUAUGAAGUAGAUGUAUAAUAAGUUGCCAAAUUCCGUCACAGACGAGUUUAAUAACUGACACACUUUAAUUUAGAUUCAUAAUUUCAACAUUUUAGAGAACUAAUUUUCGACAAAUUCUUUUUAUUUUUAAUUAAAAAUUUAUAACUGUAGACAUGAAAUAUUUAUAUUAGCAUUUAUUAAAUAUGAUAUAGUUUUCAAAAUAUUUUAUCUUUUUAUUUGUGCUAUUUAUAGAUAUCUAAACUUUUUUUUACAAACUUCUUAAUUAGAAUUUUUACCAAAUUCAUUAAAAUUACGAAUAUUUGAAAAUUAUUUUGAAAAUAAAAUUUUGUAAAAUGUUCAAUUUUUAAAGCUAAGACUUACAAAUUUAAUAUAAAUAAUUAAAAAAUAUUCAAUAAGGUAGAUUAUAUUUAAAUUUUUUAUGUAACAUAUAACUUCAUAUUAGAAUUUAAUAGUUUUAAUAGAUAUUUUUAAUUUUAAUAAUCAUAUUUAUACUUUCCAGUAGUUUAAUAUUAAAUUUAUUUGGAUUUGUAACCUAUAAAAUUUUUCGAAAGUUGUAUUUUUACUGCAACUUAAACACUUUUUAUGGGCAUUUUAAGUUCAAUUUUGACAAGAUUGAAUAUUCAAAUGAAAAUUAGCCUAACCCUAUGAAUUUAUACAUCAACAAAUCUAGGUAUAAAAAGAAAAAAAAUACUUUACUAUACAAUAUGCCAUGGCCCAUGAAGGCAUGAAAUAAGCUUCUUAAAUACCUAUGAAAAAAUCUUCAAUAUGCAUAAUACAUUAAUACACUUUUUUCUAUGAGUUCUCUAACAAAUUAUCGUGAUUUUUUAUUCGUUUAAUCCCAUCGAAAAGUAUAGUCUCAACAAAAUAUAUGAAAAUAUAUACAAAUCCACAUUCUAUAAUUAUUUCCAGUUUUAUGGGGUCGUAUUUAAGACUUGGUGGAUGAUAAAAUAAAUGUUAACUAAUUGUCAUAUGUCAUUACUCAUUAGUAUGUUAUCAGUAGUAUUUUAAUUAAGUAGAUGUAAUAAUAUUUAAUUUUUCUAAACAUUUAUAUUCAAUUAUUUUAAUUGCAAACAAAUUAUUCUAUAUAUUUACAAUAUUAAUUAUGUUCUGAUGAUUUAUAUGUAUAAUGUAUACCAUAAUUUGAUCAUGUGGGUUAUUAAUCAUCAUUGGCUUCAUUAUUUUAAAAUGAAUAAAAGCUUUUAGAUCUCAGUUCUGUGUGGGGUACACUGUAUAUGAUAUGUAUUAUAUUAUACUUGUAUAUGUAUUACUGUAUUAGAUUUGUAUAAUAUAAUGAAUAAACAUGUUUGUAUCUUUUAUGUAUAAAUA